Molecule: messenger RNA, 1044 nt
Organism: Brassica oleracea var. oleracea
Lineage: Eukaryota; Viridiplantae; Streptophyta; Magnoliopsida; Brassicales; Brassicaceae
Exons: 5
Coding region: 1-1044 (347 amino acids)
Source: RefSeq, a predicted model, not a curated record
AUGGGGUUUAGAGACAUUGAAAAGUUCAACCAAGCUUUGCUUGCGAAGCAAGGUUGGCGGCUUAUGAUGGAUCCUGACUCUUUGUGCGCUAGGUUUUUGCGGAGUCGAUACUAUCCCAAUGGGAGUUUCUUGGAGGCGUCUCUGGGGGCUCGGCCUUCGUAUGCAUGGAGGAGUAUAAUCUUUGGAAGGCAGCUGCUGGAGAAGGGUCUUAGAAGAACCAUUGGCUCUGGAGAUGAGACCUCGGUGUGGAUGGACAAAUGGCUUUUUGGUGAGGUUCCAAUGGCUCCUCUACCCUCUCGCUUAGAUGACUCAGAUGUGAGGAAGGGAAGCAGUGCUCAACCAUCAAUUAACGGUUUAAUCCAAAGAGUAUGGAAGGUGGAAACAGUACCGAAGAUUAAGAUCUUCAUGUGGAAAUCCUUAUCAAAUGCGUUAUCAGUAAAUGACGGUCUGUUAGCAAGGGGCCUGAAGAUCGACCCUAGAUGUCAACGGUGUGGUAUGGACGGUGAGUCUAUCAACCAUGUACUCUUUACUUGCCAUGCGGCUAGAAGGGUGUGGGCUGAAUCCAACUUCCCUUUCCCUCGCCGGAUUUUUGAAAACAGAACUUUGUUCGAAAAUUUCUACUAUCUACUUUUCCCGACGAAUGGUUCAAGAGUCCCUGAUGAAGUAGCUCAAUUCUCCGCUCAGGAUACGGUAGCAAAAGCAAAGGAGGAUUCUAGUCAUUGGUUUGAAGUUCAGAAAUGUGUGAGGGAGGAUAUGGCGAAAGAUGCACAAGAAGAACGAGCUCAGAGCAAGUGGCAGGCGCCAACAGAUGGAUCCUUUGUGGAGGCUAAGUUCUAUGUCUGGUUAUGGGAGAUUGAAUCAAUGCAUAGCCAUCAUAUUGGAAGUGUGCUCUUUGAAAUGGAGGUCGUUAAUUCUAAAGUAAACAGAUGUGCUCAUGCUAUUGCAAGAAGUGUAACGAGAGAGAAGAAAUACCAAUCCUACGUAGCACAGGGUAGUCCCCGAUGGCUGAAGGAAAUGUUUGAGGAGGAUCAACAAGGUGUUUGA